Molecule: messenger RNA, 4775 nt
Organism: Nerophis ophidion (straightnose pipefish)
Lineage: Eukaryota; Metazoa; Chordata; Actinopteri; Syngnathiformes; Syngnathidae
Gene: skida1
Product: SKI/DACH domain containing 1
Exons: 1
Coding region: 224-2359 (711 amino acids)
Source: RefSeq, a predicted model, not a curated record
CCGACCAGAGGGGAGUGGAGCCGGCAGAGGCAGGUAUAGCAGCAGUCCUGGUGGAUGCAUCAUUCUCAUUCCUCCACCAUGCCGGACUGGGUGCAUGCAGCCGUCGCGCUGCAGCUGAGAUGAGAGUCAGCAUGUCAAAGUUCGGCAUGGAGGUAUAGGCCGUGGAAUGCCCAGUGGAACCCAUUUAGCCAGGAUUAAUGCAUUUGGAGCGGAUCCAUAAAAUAUGGGCGACCUGGAGUGUGGUUUUGAGGAAAUGCAAGGGGUCAGGCUGGGAUACCUGCUCAUCCAAGGCAAGCAAAUGUUUGCUUUGUCUCAGGUCUUCACCGAGCUGCUCAAGAACAUUCCACGCACCACCGUGCACAAGCGCAUGGACCACCUGAACGUGAAGAAGCACCACUGUGACCUGGACGAGCUGCGCAAGCUCAAAGCAAUAAAUUCAAUCGCGUUUCACGCAGCCAAGUGCACUCUCAUAUCGCGGGAGGACGUGGAGGCUCUCUACGUCUCCUGCAAGACGGAGCGGGUGUUGAAGUCCGGCAGCCACAAAAGAAAGGCGGCGUCGUGCGAACCCACGGACCGCCUCGCGUCCACGGAGCUCCUCCGCGCCGACGCCGAGCUCUGGCAAGAAAAAGUUUGGUUGAGUUUACACGGCGUGCACGAAAAAGCGGCCAGGGGGAGGCGAGAGGCCAGCUGCGACUCAAAACUACCUCACUUUUACCACAAAACCCACGGACGGGAGUACCGCUCGGCCGCCAAGUCCACUCACAGACACUUUAAAAACUAUGAAACCGCCAAGUUGCAAGGGAACCGGAUGACGUUCAGCCAGAGGCACUCGUUUUUCCGUAGCGCUCCUGCAGCGGCGCUCCAGUCCACCAUGGCUGCUCAUUCCCGGCUCUCUCGCACAGCCGGCGACCUUCAACACAAAAGGAAGAGGAGGCGCGAAGGGGGCGGCGGCAGGGACGGUGUUAGACACCCCUGGAAAAGCAGACACCACCAUCACGUCCCGCCGGUGGUGCUUGUGCAACCCAAAUCCUCCAUUACGCACCGGACUGCGUUUGGUGCCUUCCAGCUCAGCCCGAACUUCUACCUUCACAACCAUCACCUCCAACCGAGCUUUCCGGACAGCAGCGACACCGAGUCUAGCACCUACUCGGACCGGGCCUACCCCGACUCGGAUUUUGGUUCCGGUUUCUCCACCAGCAGCAGCUCCGACGAAGAGGAGGAGGAGGAUGAUGAUGAAGAUGACACCCAGUCUGAUAGCACUGAGGUCAGCUCGGAUGAGGAAGAGGAGAGCUCCUCUCAUUCCGACUCCAGCUCCGUUUCCAGCCGGGUUUCGGUCCAGAGUAUCCGGUUCAGACGAGCCCGAGUUGCAAAAACCCUUAACCCAAUCAAAGCUCCUGUGGUUCUGCAGCCCACUUUUCACUACAACAACCAGCAGCAGCAUGGCGGCUCGCUACUGCAGGACCAUGCUGCCUCCACACAAGAGAAACCAUGGGAAUUUAACAAUCACUCUACAGGAUCUAUACCCAAAUUCCACUCGGUUCUUUUCACCGAGACCAAAUGGGACCGUUCAAACCGAACUUUGGAUGAACACUUAGAUACCAAGCAUGCAUCAAGCAGCACGUUAGUGUGUCCCAUCAACGAGCACAAAGACGACACAGUACGGAGAUACUGCAGCGAUGAAAGGGAGGUGAGAUCCCCUGGACUAAAACUGCAGAAAAUAAAGACCGAGGCGGAGGAGCCCUCUGUGACGGCCUCCCCCGCCCUCGAGAGCGGCUGCAAGGUAGCCAUGACGCCGCCGCUCGGUCUCCAUAAAGUGAAAUUAAAAGUGGAAGAGAGUUGCGAUGAAUAUGAACGCCAGAGCCAGCCUGCUGCAGUCAGAUGCAAAGAAGCACCGUGCAGCUCUGACGCGUCAGUGGAGGGUAGAACCUGCACGGAGAGCAAUCUCGGUGAGUCUCCGGCGUCACAAGGGCGGCUAGAUUGCAGGGCCCUGGGGAGGAAAUCCAAGCUUUCCAGGGCGCAAUCAAAACACGCCAGGGUGACCAGGACUGCCUCUUCCUCCUCCUCCUCCUGCGGCUCUCAGCCCUGCGAGGACCCCUCCAUGGAGGAUUUACCCAGCCGACGGAAACGCAUCGGCGCAAUGCCCGCAGCGUGGACCCAAAAACCGCCGUUCAGCCUGAUGGCAAACUUCCCGUUCUCGGCGUCGCUGGUUGUUGGCAGCGACGGGGAUCUGAGCCCUGCUUACUCCCUCAACUCUCUGAGGGCUGCCGGGCCUCCCCCUCCGUCUCACCCCGUGUGGAGAUGGCAGCCAGGCGGACACAUUCUCCCUCCCCCACACGCUCAAAGGACUAGCAGAUACUGAGCAGGGGGAAAACACACACACAACAAAAUCACCCCCACCCAUCCAAAAAUAAAUAAAAAUUCACAUUUUAAUUACAAACACAGUUGCAGUAAACGCCCACUGUAGACUGCGAUGCUUCUCUAGUGGAUUGGUAUUUUUUUAACUGAUACUUUUGUCCCCCUCCGACCUGUUGGAUUGUAAACUGUGCCAGGUUGUCUCUGGUUGGUGCUUUUUCUAGAGAAGAAAAGCUUUGGUGGAAUUAAAAAUCAUAUAUCAGGGUUAUUCCAUUAUGUGCCACCUUUAGACCAAGUCAGCGUUUUACAGACUUAUUCAAGUGGGUUUGGUAACGUCUGUCUAUCACAGUUAAGCCUUUAUUAGAUUUGACAGGACUUUAUUCUGUUGUGCUAGUUUGUUAUUUUUGUCCUUUUUAGGUGAUCUAUUGUUUUGUGAAGUGUAAAUAAAUACAUGGAUGGAGGCCCAUUACACGCGCCUUAUGAAGAGACAAUCAAAACAAACAAAAUGGCCGAAACUCAGUUUUUAAUCUUGGUGUGUUUUACAACUAAUUUGGACUAUAUAUGUGAAAUAUAAUGAUUUUUUUCGACCUGAAGGCCACAGAGAAACAUGUGUCACAAUUUGCGUACUUUCAUACUUAAUAAUUAGCAUUUUUUAUGUGUAAGAUGCCGAUAAAUGCGAAUAUGAACACAGCUUUAGAGCACAGGAAAGCAAUACGCACUUUGUUAUUGUUUGGGGUCCUGUGUCCGCUAGUAGGAGUUUGUGGCUUGCCUGAUUAAAAUGUAUUUUUCUUUGACGGAAGGUUAUUCUAAUAUGAGCUACCGUAUUUACUUGAAUUGCCGCAUGGCAUAUAGUAUGCGCCUGCCUUGAAUUACUAACGGGUCAAACUCGCUUCCCAAAAUAAUUAGCACAUGCUUAGUAUUACCGCCUGGUCAAACUCGUGACGUCAGGAGUGACACUUCCCCUGUCAUCAUUUUCAAAAUGGAGGAGGCUGAUUUCAAUACCGGUAAUUUAAAAUCGCAUAAAGAGAAGAAGAUUAGGAGCUAUUCAGUAGGAUUUAAGGUCCAAGCUUACAUCACACUCAAAUUUUUACUGCAUACCUUUGGUAAGUGCCGGAGUGAGAAGAGGUUUUAAAAUAAUUAGCGCAUGCUUACUUUUACCGCGUGCCUUUGUUAAGCGCAGGAGUGAGAAGAGGUUUUAAAUUAAUUAGCGCCCCGGCGGCAAUUCCAGGAAAUACGGUAAUAGGAGUUUGUGGCUUGCCUAAUGAAAAUGAUUAUUAGAUAGGGUUGAAAAUGAUUAUAUUUCAAGCUUAAAAUCUAUUAAUAAGGCGUGUCUGUAUACUGCACCAGACCUUUUGAAUUCUGCCAUGGCACACCAACCACCCACCCGAAAAAUAUGUUAGCUUUAUUUAAUAAACACCCUAAAUGUAACCUAUUGAGCGUCAAUGAAUGUAGUGACUCCAAGCUGUGCUGUGUAUAUGCACACACACUUCCAACCACCAGGAAACAUGUCAUGGUGGCUGUUUUAAGGAAAUAUGUGAGAUGUUAUAAUUCAGGACAAGUGCCUGCUAAUUGGCAGGUUUUCUAAAAAAAAAAAAAAGGGGGGGGGUUCCAAUUGAUGGCGACAAAAGGCCCCCUGGCUGAGAACGAUGUCAUUCAGAUGAUUGUAUUUAAAAUGGGUUUAAAGUGCUUUAAAUCAGCCAUGCAGUAGAUGUGUGCUCACCUAAGGGGCCAAUUUAUAGGAGCCCUGUAUUUAUAGACUGUAAACGGGCUGUUUUAGAGGAGUUGCUAUGUGGGAAAAAAAAAUACAGGGGGGAUUGCACAGUCGAGACAGGGGGUGGUGGGUUGCUGUGUUGCAAGAGCAAAGCUUUCAACCUAUAAUCCGCAUGUCAAAAGCAUAGGCUGCACGGUGGAGGAGGAAAAGGAAUAGCCUCAUGCGCUUGAAUCUGUGAGGGGUUGACAAUCCCUUACACACACACACACACACACACACACACACACACACACACACACACACACACACACACACACACACACACACACACACACACACACACACACACACACACACACGCACACACGGCCCACCACAAUGCAAAGCCACAGGGACGUAGAUGGUGGUUAUGCUCCAAACAGCACAGUAAACAAUGAAAAUAUUCCUCAUUCACAGCUUUUGAUACUUGGGGGCAUAUUUUGAGGGAGAUUGAAGUUACUGGUCUCGUUUUUAUGAAACUGAAUAUUUAUUUUUGUGAAGGUUUUCUCUCUUUUUUUGUUGUUAUUGUUGUGGUUAUACAUAUACACAUUUAUGUAUGGAACAACUGCACUCAAAAUGGAAACUUGAACAGUGGAUUUCUAUGAAGCACUUUCCUUUUUUUCUUUCUUUGUUUUGUUAUUAUUAAACAUUCAAUAAACAUGAUUGAGUGUGA